CAGCCAUGUCGACGUCCUCGCACGACGACACGAUCAAGUCGAACCUCGAGGUUGCGGGCAACGUCGAGCGCGAGCGCGCGCACACAGCGUUCCUGCCCACGGCGCACAACGCCGUUCCCGAGCCUCAGACGACGGGCGGGAACGUCGCUCCUCCAGCCUAUGCCGUCGAGACGCAGAAGGGCGUCCUCAAAGUCGAGAGCGUCAACCGUGUUUGGGGCCGCAACUCGAAGAUCGUGCUCUUCGUGAGCAUCGCGCUCGCCGCCUACAUCUAUUCGCUCGAGGGCUCGACGACGUGGCAGUACGCGGCAUACGCGACUUCUUCCUUCGCCCAGCACUCGCUCCUCGGCGCCAUCGCGACGGCCCAGGCCAUCAUCCUCGCCGUCACCAAGCCCUUCUCGGCCAAGUUUGCCGACGUGUUUGGCCGCGCCGAGGCGCUCACGAUGAGCGUCGUCUUCUACACGGUCGGCUUCAUCAUCAUCGCCGCGUGCAGCAACGUGCACACCUACGCCGCCGGCGCCGUCAUCUACUACGUCGGCUAUGCGUCGCUCCAGAUCCUGAUCCAGAUCGUCAUCGCUGACUGCACGAACCUGCGGUGGCGUGGCCUCAUGUCGUCGCUCGUGUCGAUUUGGUACUUCAUCAACGCGUUCGUCUCGGGCAACAUCGCCCAGGGCAUCCUCAAGCCGCACCUGAACGACGAGGGCAUCCUCGUCACGGACAACUGGCGCUACGGCUACGUCGUCUUCAUCAUCCUCAUCCCGGUCGUGUGUGCGCCCAUCAUCGGCACCCUCGCUUGGGCGCAGCGUCGUGCCUCGAAGCUCGGCCUCGACUCGACCGACCUUCUCGAGACGACCGGUGGCACUGCGGCCCAGGCCAAGGACACGCGCUCGCUCGGCAAGCGCGCCCUCGGUUGGGCGCUCGACAUCGACGCCCUCGGCCUCGUCCUCUUCGGCGCCGGCUGGGCCUGCGUCCUCCUGCCGCUCACCCUCGUCAACAAGGGCAAGCUGUGGUGGGACUCGUACAAGAUCAUCACGCUCCUUGUCGUCGGCGGCGUCACCCUGAUCGUGUUCGUCAUCUUCGAGGCCCGCGUCGCCGUCAAGCCUCUCUUCCCGGCCCGCUUCUUCCGCAACCCGACCAUCAUGGUCGCCGCCUUCAUCGGUUUCUUCGACUUUGUCUCGUUCUACCUCCAGUUCACCUUCCUGUAUUCCUGGGUCACCGUCGUCAAGUCCGACUGGAGCGUCAGCGAGAUCGGCUACUUCACCCAGGCCCAGACGCUCGCGUUGACGUUGGGCGCGAUCGGCGCCGGGUUCUACCAGCUCAAGUUCCGCCGCACCAAGUGGCUCCUCGUCGUCGGCCUCUGCGUGCGCCUCCUUGGCGUCGGCCUCAUGAUCAAGAGCCGAGGCGCGCACGCCGGCACGUUCGAGAUCGUCAUCGUCCAGGUCCUCCAGGGCUUGGGCGGCGGCAUCGCGAGCGCGUCGUGCCAGCUCCUCGCCCAGGCGUCGAGCCCGCACCAGGACGUCGCCACCGUCACGGCGCUCGUCCUCCUCUUUGCCGAGAUCGGCAACGCCGUCGGCACCGCCCUGGCCUCGGCCAUCUGGCGCAACGACAUGCCCAACGAGCUCGCCAACCGCCUCUCGGGCCUCCUCAACUCGACCGAGAUCACGACGGUCUUCGGGUCCAUCACGACGGCCGUCACCUACAAGACGAGCAACCCGCCGGCGUACGAGGCCAUCAUCGAGUCGUACGCCGCCGUCAUGAGGACGCUCCUCAUCGCCGCGACCGCCAUCGCCGUCGUGCCAGUCGUCCUCGCCUUCUUCGCCAAGAACAUCUACCUCAGCGACACGCAGAACGCCGUCGAGGGAGACGACCUCGCAGGCCGCCCCGUCGCCGCCACCGACAAGGAGAAGGACCUCGAGGCCUGAGCGGCUCUCCCACCUCGUCCCUCCUCAACUUCGAGCGCCUUCCCUUUCUCUCUCUCUCUCUCUCCC
Molecule: messenger RNA, 1985 nt
Organism: Rhodotorula graminis WP1
Lineage: Eukaryota; Fungi; Basidiomycota; Microbotryomycetes; Sporidiobolales; Sporidiobolaceae
Exons: 7
Coding region: 6-1919 (637 amino acids)
Biological process (GO): transmembrane transport
Molecular function (GO): transmembrane transporter activity
Source: RefSeq, a predicted model, not a curated record